CUGCAAAAUACUUACCGCGGUGCGCGCCUGCGCGGGCAGCCAAAGGGUUUUGGCAACUUCCUGUACACAGGUUUUUUUAGCUCUCGCUGCCGACUUCAGUCCUCUGCUCAACAAUGGUGCUAGGGUUCUAGAGGAGCCCGGUUCUUCUUUCGUGCAAUCCAGUUCUGCCUCUAUCCUUCUUUCCUCCUGCGAUUGCUCUUCCUAAUUUUAAGCUCCAAAUGGAGGAUUUCCCCGGCGGCGGCGGCGGCGACGACUUCGGCGACCUAUACGCAGAUGUUGAACUUCAAGCAGCUUCCGCCAUUAAUUCCAGGACUAGCUCCGCCAAAUUCCACUUCCCGUUGGAGCAACAGACUGUGAUCCAGGUAGAUGGUACGGUCAGUAACAGCAAAGCUGGCAACGCGAGACUCAUUUCAGAAGGGGGAAACGUCUCUUCCUGUCCCAAUCUGUCGAAAUUGAUUACUCUGUUAUUCGUUUCCUUAUCCUGGUUCUACUAUGCAGCAAAGUGACUCGGGAACUGUACCGUUGCGUUCUUUUCAAUCAACGAGAAUGGAUCUAGAGUACAGCGAGUUCUUGCAAGGCAAUGUGGCAGAUGUUAACCAAGUGUCUAAUGUUUAUGCUGCUGCCAAUUCAGUUGUAUCCCAUGGUGGAUAUGGUUUCUCACUUCCACUGUAUAGGACCAUUUAUGAUGUAAAUACUGACACGUUUGGAGGGAAAAGAUGGGGGUAUCAGGGAGCUAAUAUGUCUGUUUUACCCAAAUUUGGUAUCAAUGAAGACUGUUGGAGACAAUACUGUAUGAGUGUGCCAAAAGGUCGAGCAAUUGAGGUGGAAGAUAGUGGUGGUGAACGUUUUCCCACCAUGAAUCAGAAGUAUCCAGAGAAUUGGGAUUCUGAUGUGGUUAUUCAGAUCAAGGUGCAGGAAUUUGAUGAAAAUUCAAGUGCAUUUAGCAAGGGGGACUUAAGCAGUAAAAGUAGCGGUGUUAAAGGGUUAAAAACCUGCAAGAGAAGUGCUGAUGUUGUGGCGGAAGCCUGCCAUUCUAGUGGGGCUAGUGGAGAUCGAGUGUCUUUGGGAUCUCCAUCUCCAGAAGGAACUAGGUCGUCCAAGUCAUUGUUGGAAAUGAGUGAAUCGUCUCAUCAUCUUGAUAACUGUGAGAGAGACCAUAUCCCUGAUUCCGAUGAGCAUCACCCUCGCAGAACUCGAGCUAGAACAUCAGAUCUUGCUGAAGCCGUUGAAAGUGAGAGAGAUUCAAAGGAUGAGUCUGGAAGGAGGUCGAGUCAGUCAGAUCGGCAUCAGAGUGAUAGUGACUCACUGAUCGAUGAUAGAAGUCACUUUAGCUUGGCUCUAUCUUGCUCUGAAAGUGAUUCUGAAGAUAGUUGUCAUGGUGUAUCUAGGUGUUCAUCUUUGGGAACCGAGUUACAUGAUACCGUUUCAUCUGGCCACUGUAAAAGUAAUGACACAGGACAAACAGAUAGUGACCGAAGACACAUUACAGAUGGCAGCCUCUUAAAUGGGACAUGGAGGAGUGAAAACAGAAGAGACCAAAGAGUAAAAAAUGAGUGUGAUUUAGACUUCCCCAAAAGGAAUGAUUCCUCUUACUCCAGAUUCAGAGAAACUUUUCCUGGAGAUGGCGGUCAAAGGUGGGGUGCUAGCUAUGCUGAAGCUGAUUAUAGAGAAUAUCCUCAGAGUAAGCGCCAUCGGAGUCUUGAAGGUGAGACUUAUAUCCGGGACAGAGCAAAUUGUAAUCAAAGUGCACGUCGUCAGGAUAGAAGGAUAAGUGAGAAAUUACAACGGAAACAUAGGUAUGGCUCAUUGUAUGAGGAAUAUGGAAGGUGCAGUCCAUUUUCAGGGAGGGAAAUCAAUGUAUGUGAAAGAGGGCUUAGACAUGGUGACAAGGCUAGACUGGAUUCGGAUCGUCUAUGGAAUGAAGAAAAACUGGAAAGAGAUUAUUGGAAUGACUAUCACCAGGAUGGGAACAACAGGAAUCAAGACCCAAGCUUCAGGUCUCACACAAGAUCUUAUGCAACCAAUCACAGUAGAUGGCAAAAUGGUAAUAUUUCUAAAAGGUAUGAUUCUUUUGACUCAAAGGUGAUGGCGACUUAUUCUAGGCCGAGGAAGGAACUAUAUGAUUCUGGUACCUAUGGUGGUCUCUUUGGCAGUGAAGAGAAUUUGGACAGUGGUUUUGAUGAUCAACAUGAACUUGCAGAGACUAAAAUUGUUUGGAGAUCGAGACUUCAUCAAGCAGAGGAAUCUAAGUCAAGGCAUGGAGGUGUUCAAUCCUACCCUGAUAGGUUUUCUUGUUAUGGAAAAGCUCUCAGACAUGAAAAUAUAAGUGGGUAUGAGAUAUUAAGAGAAAGACAUUCAGACAACUUAGUCGAAAGCAAUCUCACAUAUAAAUGUGACCGUGAGAAGAUGGUUGGGAUGUACGUUAAUGGUCCAGUUGGCUUGGUUUCCCAGAAAGAGAAGGUAAACAUGGGGAAAUUUAGGUCUAGAUGUUUGAUGUCUGUUCCGUGUAUUAAUGCUCUGCUUUUUUUCUCGUCCCAUGCCAUAUAAUGUCUUUGUUGUCUUACAUGCUGCUGCAUCUCGUACUUUCCGCAUCCAUUUUCGAAGUUGUUAUGGCAAUUGGCAACACGCUUCUUUUGUAUUGGAUUUCAAUAGGAGUCUGCGUGGUUUUGGUGAGGUCCAGAGUCGGACUGAAACAGCAUAAGUUGAUCUGAAACUGCAUCCAGUCUGAUUAGUCCUUCUGGUCUCUUCUUUCUUAGGUUUUAAGAGGGUCUAUGGAAUCAAAACCGAACAGAAUUAUGUUUAGUCUGGUUUGAUUCGAUCCAAACAUUGAUUUGGUUCAGUGAACCGAUUCAUUGCACACCCCUUGCUUUCAAUGCCAUUACUGAACAUGCACUAGUCCAGUCUAACCGUUACGCUGUGUUCUUUAUCAUCUCUAUGAUGUUCAAAGGGGAAUGAAUGUUUUGAAGGCCAGGUAAAAUAAUUAGUUUCUUGUCUUUACCUAGCUUAUUGUUCAUGACAAGGGAGAACCUUAUAGCUCUUUAUAUCUUGACAACCCUAAGUUCAUUGUAGUAGUUUGAAAUCUAUCUGCAGAAACUUAAAACCUCGGUCAUAAUGUUUCCCACUGACAAUAUUCUAUGCAGCUAUCUGGCAGACAGCCUACCACAGGGAGGCAAAUUCCCAAAAGUAACCCAAAGAAGAAAAACCAGAAGCGUUUGAAUGCAUCUCUUUCUGGAAAAGCAAACAUAAGGCAAGAGAAGCCACAAACUCAAGGCAACAAUGAUGUUAUGAAACGGCUUGGGGCUAUGUUCCAAGGAAAGGAGCAGAAGAACGACUCAGAUAUCGAAGAGGGCGAGAUUAUAACCGGAGAACCCAAUGCGAAGAAGGUUAAAGCACCUCAAAGCGAGAAGGCUGAUUCUUGUAAUACCGUUACUACCAAGGCAGUGUACGAUGAACAAUGGAUACUCGAGAGGUUGGCCAAGAUGGAGAAACGAAGGGAGCGUUUCAAGGUGCCUGUCUUAGUUCCAGAGAAGGUAAGUACUACCGAUCUUAAUCCGCCUUCUUGUUCUCAACCUCGAGUUGUUCCGUCGGUUAGUACAAGCCAGACUAAGCUCGAACGACCAGCCAGAAAGAGGCGCUGGGCCGGGAUUUAAGUCUUCAGUUGGUCAAGCAUUAUUUCAUUGUUGUAUGGUCCUCUGAAAGGGGAACAGUUUUGUCACAAAGAAACAUACAGUUUUACGUGCAGGAAGUUCGCAUGCUAAAAUUUCUGUUCUUCGUUUCCCGGAAUAUGACUACUUGACUAGCUAGUUUGAUCAUUUGAUCGUUUCUGUGUGGGGACUGGUUACGGUGCUAAUUGUACAAGAGUUAGCACCGUCCUAACCAAGGGUUAGUAGUGAUUU
Molecule: messenger RNA, 3896 nt
Organism: Linum tenue
Lineage: Eukaryota; Viridiplantae; Streptophyta; Magnoliopsida; Malpighiales; Linaceae
Source: the annotation of a GenBank genome assembly